GAAUCCGGAACCCCUAUCAAAAACCCUCGACUCCUGUCAUUCACAAGGGUUUUUCGCAGCUUUAAAUCCUCUAUAGAGUCGAGAGAGAGAGAGAGAGAGAGAGAGAGAUAAUUGGGGAUUAGGGUUGGGGCUUUCUCUUUCUAGAAAGUGAAAAAUGGAGGGCAUCACAGAGGCAGUGAAGAAUAUUGACAUCACGGACUCUUCGUCCAACAAGAGGAACCGCAUCCAAGUCUCAAACACCAAAAAGCCCCUCUUCUUUUACGUCAAUCUCGCCAAGAGGUACAUGCAGCAGCACAAUGAGGUGGAACUGUCUGCUCUGGGAAUGGCUAUUGCCACGGUGGUUACCAUUGCUGAGAUUUUGAAGAACAAUGGACUGGCUGUUGAGAAGAAGAUCAUGACUUCCACUGUUGACAUGAGGGAGGAUGCAGGGGGUCGACCCAUUCAAAAAGCAAAGAUUGAAAUAAUGCUGGGGAAGUCAGAGAAGUUUGACGAGUUGAUGGCUGCUGCUCUAGAGGAAGCCGCAGAAUAUGAAGAGCAGAACUAAAGUGACAUGUUCUCUGCAAUUAGCUUGGUCUACUUGCUGUUACAGUUUUUUUUUUUUUCAAUUGUUAUUAUUAUCCUGGACAUCUAUGAUAGUGUUUCUUA
Messenger RNA from Alnus glutinosa, 645 nucleotides. RefSeq lists its product as uncharacterized. The record is from RefSeq and is a predicted model, not a curated record. NCBI's taxonomy places the organism in Eukaryota, Viridiplantae, Streptophyta, Magnoliopsida, Fagales, Betulaceae. Gene Ontology annotation, molecular function: RNA binding. The transcript has 5 exons. Gene Ontology annotation, cellular component: nucleus. Bases 155 to 544 code for a protein of 129 amino acids.